Molecule: messenger RNA, 6506 nt
Organism: Rhineura floridana
Lineage: Eukaryota; Metazoa; Chordata; Lepidosauria; Squamata; Rhineuridae
Product: zinc finger protein 208-like
Exons: 4
Coding region: 107-3517 (1136 amino acids)
Source: RefSeq, a predicted model, not a curated record
CACCUGUGAAGCAGCAGUGGAGUUUCAGCCACUUUGCUCUUGAAGGGUUAACGAGCCGAAGGAAGGAGCGGAAAGGUCCCUUUCCUGCCCCGCCUGCCUGCCAGACAUGGAGGCUGGAAGCGCGGAACUCUCUUCGUGCGCAGCGAUGUUGGCGAGCGGGGCUGCGCGGGGGGAGCCUGGAGACAAAGGAUACAUCUGGGGGUCCAAGGCUAGGGGAGAACCAUCUGAAGUAUCACUGGAAAAAGCUGAGGAGCAGAUGCAGGAGCAGAAACUGAGGAGUCAAGAUGGAGCAAACAGACAAGAGGAGAGACAGACUCACACAGGGGACAAACCUCAUACGUGCUUGGAGUGUGGAAAGAGCUUCAGGUGGAGUAGCAACCUUUCUUCGCAUCAAAGAACUCACACAGGAGACAAGCCUUAUAAAUGCUUCGAGUGUGGCAAGAGCUUCAGUCAGAGUAGCCACCUUACUUCGCAUCAAAGAACUCACACAGGGGACAAACCUCAUAAGUGCUUGGAGUGUGGAAAGAGCUUCAGUCAGAGUAGCCACCUUACUUCGCAUCAAAGAAGUCACACAGGGGACAAACCUUAUAAAUGCUUCGAGUGUGGCAAGAGCUUCAGUCACAGUAGCACCCUUACUUCUCAUCAAAGAAGUCACACAGGGGACAAACCUUAUAAAUGCUUGGAGUGUGGCAAGAGCUUCAGUUGGAGUAGCGACCUUACUUCGCAUCACAAAACCCACACAGGGGACAAACCUUAUAAAUGCUUGGAGUGUGGAAAGGGCUUCAGUGACAAUAGGAAACUUACUUUGCAUCAAAGAAUUCACACAGGGGACAAACCUUAUAAAUGCUUGGAGUGUGGAAAGGGCUUCAGUCGGAGUGACCACCUUACGGUGCAUCAAAGAACUCACACAGGUGACAAACCUCAUAAAUGCUUGGAGUGUGGAAAGACCUUCAGUCAGAGCAGCCACCUUACUUCACAUCAAAGAAUUCACACAGGGGACAAACCUUAUAAAUGCUUGGAGUGUGGAAAGACUUUCAGUGACCUUAGCACCUUUACUUCUCAUCAAAGAACUCACACAGGGGACAAACCUUAUAAAUGCUUGGAGUGUGGAAAGAGCUUCAGUGACAGUAGCAACCUUUCUUCGCAUCAAAGAAGUCACACAGGGGACAAACCUUAUCAAUGCUUUGAGUGUGGAAAGAGCUUCAGUCGGGGUAGCCACCUUAAUUCGCAUCACAGAACUCAUACAGGGGAGAAACCUUAUAAAUGCUUGGAGUGUGGAAAAAGCUUCAGGUGGAGUAGCACCCUUACGGUGCAUCAAAGAACUCACACAGGGGACAAACCUCAUAAGUGCUUGGAGUGUGGAAAGAGCUUCAGUCAGAGUAGCCACCUUACUUUGCAUCAAAGAACUCACACAGGGGACAAACCUUAUAAAUGCUUGGAGUGUGGAAAGAGCUUCAGUCAGGGUGGCAACCUUACUUUGCAUCGAAGAACUCACACAGGGUACAAACUUCAUAAAUGCUUGGAGUGUGGAAAGAGCUUUAGUCGGAGUGGCCACCUUAUAUUGCAUCAAAGAACCCACACAGGGGACAAACCUUAUCAGUGCUUGGAGUGUGGAAAGAGCUUCAGUCAGAGUGGCACCCGUACUUCACAUCAAAGAAGUCACACAGGGGACAAACCUUAUAAAUGCUUUGAGUGUGGAAAGAGUUUCAGUGACAGUAGCACCCUUGCUUCGCAUCAAAGAUGUCACACAGGGGACAGACCUUAUAAAUGCUUUGAGUGUGGAAACAGCUUUAGUCAGAGUGUCCACCUUACUUCGCAUCAAAGAAUUCACACAGGUGACAAACCUUAUAAAUGCUUGGAGUGUGGAAAGAGGUUCAGUCGGAGUGGCAACCUUACUUUGCAUCACAGAACUCAUACAGGGGACAAACCUUAUAAAUGCUUGGAGUGUGGAAAGACAUUCAGUCGGAGUAGCCACCUUACUUCACAUCAAAAAUGUCACACAGGUGACAAACCUUAUAAAUGUUUGGAGUGUGGAAAGAGCUUCAGUCGGAGUGGCCACCUUAUUUCGCAUCACAGAACUCAUACAGGGAACAAACCUUAUACGUGCUUGGAAUGUGGAAAGAGCUUCAGUCGGAGUGACAACCUUACUUUGCAUCACAGAACUCAUACAGAGGACAAACCUUAUAAAUGCUUGGAGUGUGGAAAGAGCUUUAAGUGGAGCAGCGCCCUUACUUCGCAUCAAAGGAUUCACACAGGAGAGAAACCUUAUAAAUGCUUGGAGUGUGGAAAGAGCUUCAGUCACAGUAGCACCCUUACUUCACAUCAAAGAUGUCACACAGGGGACAAACCUUAUAAAUGCUUGGAAUGUGGAAAGUGCUUUAGUCAGAGUGGCACCCUUAGGAUACAUGAAAGAACUCACACAGGGGACAAACCGUAUCAAUGCUUGCAGUGUGGAAAGAGCUUCAAUGACAGUAGCACCCUUGUGGUGCAUCAAACUACUCACACAGGAGACAAACCUUAUAAAUGCUUGGAGUGUGGAAAGAGCUUCAGGUGGAGUAGUGGACUUACGGUGCAUCAAAGAAUUCAUACAGGGGACAAACCUUAUCAAUGCUUGGAGUGUGGAAAGAGCUUCAGUAACAGUAGCCACCUUACUUCGCAUCACAAAACUCACACGGGGGACAAACCUUAUCAAUGCUUGGAGUGUGGAAAGAGCUUCAGAGAGAGUAGCUACCUUACUUGUCAUUACAGAACUCACACAGGGGACAAACCUUAUAAAUGCUUGAAGUGUGGAAAGAGCUUCAGUCGGAGUAGCACCCUUAGUUGGCAUCACAAAACGCAUGCAGGGGACAAACCUUAUGAAUGCUUGGAGUGCGGAAAGAGCUUCAGUCAGAGUGGCAACCUUACUAUGCAUCAAAGAACUCACACAGGGGACAAACCUUAUACAUGCUUUGAAUGUGGAAAGAGCUUCAGGUGGAGUAGCACCCUUACAGUGCAUCAAAGAAUUCACACAGGGGACAAACCUUAUCAAUGCUUGGAGUGUGGAAAGAGCUUCAGUAACAGUAGCUACCUUACUUCGCAUCACAAAACUCACACAGGGGACAAACCUUAUCAGUGCUUGGAGUGUGGAAAGACCUUCAGUCAGAGUGGCACCCUUAGUACACAUGAAAGAACUCACACAGGGGAGAAACCUUAUCAAUGCUUGGAGUGUGGAAAGAGCUUUAGUCAGAGUGGCACCCUUAGUACACAUGAAAGAACUCACACGGGGGACAAACCUUAUCAAUGCUUGAAGUGUGGAAAGACCUUCAGUCGGAGUAGUCACCUUAUGGUGCAUCAAAGAACUCACACAGGAGACAAACCUUAUCAAUGCUUUGAGUGUAGAAAGAGCUUCUGUCAGAGUAGCCACCUUACUUUGCAUCAAAGAACUCACAGAGGAGACAAACCGUAUAAAUGCUUUAAGUGUGAAAAAAGCUUCAGUGAGAGAUGUGCCCUUACGGUGCAUGAAAGAACUCACAAAUAAACAAACAAACAAAUAAAUAAAUAAACCUUAUCAAUGCUUGGAGUGUGCAGAGAGCUUCAGUCAGAGUAGCCACCUUACUUCAUAUCAAAGAUGUCACACAGGGGACAAACCUUAUAUAUGCUUGUAGUGUUGAAAGACCUUUCGUCAGAAUGGCUACCUUCAGGCACAUCGAAGGAUCCGUACAAGGGAAGAGAUGUAUAAAUGCUUUGAAUGUGGAAAAAGCUUUAAUCGGAGUUCAACUCUUUCUUUGCAUCAAAGGAUCCAUAUGGCUACCAACAGGAUUUUUAUGCGGAGUUUCAGACCCCCGAGAAUCUUCUCCUCUUAACUUAACCACAGACUGCUCCACUUCCCUUCACCUGCUAUUUUGGAGGCCUGUCAGUUUUUCCUUUGCAGAGACAGAGAGGUUUUGGCUUUUCCAGAGAUGGGUGAGCACCCAAGAUGGAUGCUGAGGCCAAGGCGGCUGUAGAAGCCAAAAUGGCCUCUCAGUUGUCCAGUUUUUCCCCAUCAUAUCCUCCCUUCUGGAAGUUUCUACCUGCCACAUUCAAUAUUCAAUUAAUGACAUUUCAUGUAUUACUUUAUCUACUUCCUGUAGAUCCUCCCCCUCUGUCAUUGCUACCUUCAUGUGCAUCAUUCGAACAUCAAUUUUUGUGAUGGACUUAGCAGUCUUUGUCACAUAGUGUCUAAUACAACAUAACACCAACUGGACUAUUACAUUAAACUUCCACUUCCCCCGGCACUGCCCUCAUUACCUUUCUUCUUCUUCAAGUAGAAGGUGAAUCCAGUUGCCACACGAUCCCCAUCCACAUCUUGCUCUUGGCAGAGUCCGAUUGUGCGUCUGAAGAAAGAAAAUCAAAGAAGAAGCUUUGAGUGAGGAAAGGCAGGCCUGGGAUAAGCGCCCAAAGGAUGCAUCCCCAGAGAGACCUUGGCCCAGGGGUGCCCCCUUUUGAAAGAGUCUGCCUCCACUCCAGGAGAUUGGGAAGAUGGAUCAGGGCUGUCAUACCCUACUGCAAGGUGACAGAGCCCUCGAAGCGGGCAUGCUCUACCUGGCAGGUGUAGAUAUCUCCGCGCUUUGGCUGCACCUCCAGCUUCACCUCGAUCUGGAAUGUCCAGUCCUCAUUCCGGGUGACAUCUGUGGUCCACACUCUGCUCUCCUCCUUCCCAUUCCUGAACACUUGAUAUCGAUCUUUGAGGGGGGCAAGGUGUCCACGGUGCAAAUCAGCAAAGUGUUGUGUGAUGGUGAAUCAUCCUCUGUGGGGGUGAUCUUCUCCUUGGGCUGGACGGGUAGGGGAAGAGAGAGAGUAGAUUUGGGAAGGGGCUUCAGAGACUGAGGGAGGGGUGGACCUGGAGACUUCAAGGGAGGUAAGGAGAGAGAUGGUAAGAGUCUCUUUCAUCCAUCAUCCCCAAAAGACACUCAGUGAAUCCUAACCUCCUAACAUAAUAACCAAUCUGCUUGUUCUCUGUAGAGUUUUUUUUGGGGGGGGGGGGAGGGAGGAAUCAUCAUGCCCCAGUUUCCCCUGGUGGCCAGGCUAAGAAUCAAGCAAUAUGUGAUGCUCAGUUGCCUAUAGCUUUUCCUGGAAUGUAUACGAUAUAUAUGAAACACACACGCAUGCAGACAAAAUACAGCCGUGUGAGGGAGGCUGCAGUUUCAAUCACAAGACUGCUGGGGGGGGGGACUUAGGUCUUUCUGUUUGCUGCUGUUUUAAACUUUCUGCUGUGGCCACUUGUUUUAUUGUUGUAUUGUAUCAUCUGUUGUUUAUUUGUACACUGCUGUGAGAGCCAAUGCCAAAGUGUUGUCUUGAAAUAUUUGUCCCUCUAUAUAAUAGACAUAUUAAAUUGUUGUCAUGGUGUAGUGAUACACUCAGCCUCUAGGGGGUGCUCUGGCUUCCUCCUCCUCUUCUCCCCACACCCAUUGAGCUGUUCUUUGUAGGUGUAUUGGCCCCUGGACAGAUGCUUAGCCUCUUCAUCAGCAGAAUAGCUGCCUGUAGGUAGGGGGAGCUUGUAUUCCCCCCCAGUCUUAGUUUUCUCUAGUCUAGCUUUCAGUGUGAGAUGGGUCAAGGGAUGGCCAAUGUGAUCUCAGAGCCACCUGGUGCCUAAUCUGAGGCUGCUGAUGAGCAUUCCCGUCUGAUGCUCUGCCAGGGAUGCUGGGAAGGUGCCUUAUGAACCAGAUAGUGUGGACCUUGGAGCAAUCCCUGCCAGGAAACUAGAGGCUACGCUUAUCAGCUAUUGUUAUGAUGUAGGACCCUGGAAAGAGCCUCCAUCGCUGGAGUGUUAUGCUGGGAAAGCAGUGACUUAAUCCUUCGUAGUAAUUAGUUGUGUCAUGCCAGCUUGCCCCUGGCCUGCAACUAAAAUGGCUGCAGAGCAAGGAAUUGUGGGGUCUUUCUUCUUGAUACUCUUUUGAUAGCCUAAGAUCCUGAAAGGUUAACAACCGGUUUUGCUCACAGGCAUGACUUGGCCGUUUUACAGCGCAGCUGAGGAUGAUGACAAGGCCCAGCUAACACCUUGUGAUCAGCAAAGGGGCCUGGUGCCGUCCAGGCCAUAAACCUUGGGGAGUUGGAGGAGGAGGCGCCUUGUGUCCUGUGAGAAAGGAGUUUUUUCAUCUCAUCAUAACAUCCUUCAGUGGUUAAUUGCCUCUGACUGUUGCCAGGGAUUUUUGCCAUAAGUGUGGGGCAGAAAGCCUAGGUUUUUAUUCCACCUUUGGGAGCCAUCAUGCCUGCUUGAUGCUGCUCAGUUGUGGUUGCAACUUAUCUUCCUGACCAGAAACUCUCUGAGGGGAGAAGGCUAGUUCUGUAAGUAUAGCAUAGGCUAGAUAGACUUUGUUAUUUUUGUUUGUGACUGAACUCUCACAUCGUCUGCUGUACCUUGCCCCUUUGGGUGUGGUCUUUAGGGAAAUAUUUUACUGCUAGACCUUGUGCACCUCUUUUAUCUUGUUACCUUUGUAUUUGUAUUCUUUUACUUUUCUUUUAUUUUUAAAUAAACUUUAAUUUUAUUA